Molecule: messenger RNA, 1084 nt
Organism: Talaromyces proteolyticus
Lineage: Eukaryota; Fungi; Ascomycota; Eurotiomycetes; Eurotiales; Trichocomaceae
Product: putative Arp2/3 complex subunit Arc16
Exons: 3
Coding region: 332-925 (197 amino acids)
Biological process (GO): Arp2/3 complex-mediated actin nucleation; regulation of actin filament polymerization
Cellular component (GO): cytoplasm; Arp2/3 protein complex; actin cytoskeleton
Molecular function (GO): actin filament binding
Source: RefSeq, a predicted model, not a curated record
CUCCACCACUCGUCCGCAGCACCACCUCCGCACCAGAUCACAGACAACUCAAUAUCUCCCUCAAACAACCACAGUAUUCGGUUUUCACUGCCAAGGACCACUGUCUUAGCUAUACACUCAAUUCGAGGCAUCGAAGAGGCAUCGAAAAGAGCACCUGAUACUUGGGUUUCCUGUGGAUUGUGCACCUUCUUAACCAAGACCGGUAGCGCUAUUCGAACAUAAUUAGACGGGACUUAUAUCUCCCUCAUUGCAGUCAACACGCGCAGUGACUCCGACAACACCGGCUGCUCAUCCACAUCUACCACCCCACUUAUCCAUCCACACGAACAAGAUGGCUCAAAUAAACUACCGCACAAUCAACAUUGAUGUGCUCGAUCCAGAGUCAUCAGUCAAUUUCCCCAUGAACACUCUCCUUCCAGCCAACCUUCCAGAACCAACAACCUCCGCAGGCGCAGCUUCGGUCGCCCAACAGGUCCGUCAAAUGCUCAGAGGCGGUGACCCGGAAGGCGCUCUUCGGCAUGUUCUCGACACUGCCCCCUUAAGCGGCGAUGCGCAGGCAAAGGAAGUUCAUCUGGCAACAGUGAUCGAAGUUUUACAAGGUAUUCGACAGGGUGAGAUGCUUAAGGUUUUGGAAGGUGUACUUGCUGGUGAGGGAGGUACAGACCGUGCGGAUUGCUUGAUGAAAUACAUCUACAAGGGUAUGGCAGGACAGUCAUCGACAGGAGGUAACCAAUCACCCUCCUCGCGCAAGACCCUUUCCCCACAGGCUACUGGCUCUGGCUUUUCACAAGUGCAAUCACGGAACUUCGGCGAAGGAGGUGGCGGCCAACAGAUGAGCGUUCUUCUGAACUGGCAUGAAAAGCUUGUUGAACUAACUGGCCAUGGAACAAUUGUACGGGUCCUUACUGAUCGACGGACGGUAUAAUGAGUACAUUACGCAAAUGAUAACGUUGGUGACGAGUUUGAGGCUGUCUGACUACUAAAUCCAUAUCGACUUCUGUUUAGCCACAAAAUGUAGAUCUUUAUGCUUAUUUUGAAGGUGAAAUUUUUUGCCAAGGUGUUAUACUACAAAUUACAAUAACGG